AUGUUACCUAGUAACCAAAGUUGUUUAGAAAAAAUUGUAUACAUUUGUUAAACUUGGUUCCCCUUUUGAAGGAAAAAAAGAAGUCAAAAUAGAAAAUGCGAGAAAUCGUACACAUACAAGCAGGUCAAUGUGGUAAUCAAAUAGGAGCAAAGUUCUGGGAAGUUAUUUCUGAUGAACAUGGAAUUGAUCCAACUGGAACCUAUCAUGGGGAUUCCGACUUACAACUCGAACGCAUAAACGUUUACUACAACGAAGCCACCGGAGGAAAAUACGUCCCCAGAGCCGUACUUGUUGAUUUGGAACCAGGCACCAUGGAUUCUGUUAGGUCGGGUCCUUUCGGUCAAAUAUUCCGACCAGAUAACUUUGUUUUUGGACAAAGUGGAGCUGGAAACAACUGGGCAAAAGGACAUUAUACAGAAGGAGCAGAGUUGGUUGAUUCAGUUCUGGAUGUUGUUCGAAAAGAAGCAGAAGGCUGUGAUUGUAUGCAAGGGUUUCAAUUGACCCAUUCUCUGGGAGGAGGUACAGGGUCUGGUCUAGGUACUCUACUUAUUUCUAAGAUUCGUGAAGAAUAUCCUGAUAGGAUUAUGAAUACUUUCUCUGUAGUACCUUCACCUAAAGUAUCAGAUACUGUUGUUGAGCCAUAUAAUGCUACACUUUCCGUUCAUCAACUAGUGGAAAAUACUGACGAAACGUACUGUAUCGAUAAUGAAGCUCUAUAUGAUAUUUGCUUCAGAACUCUCAAGUUAACUACCCCUACUUAUGGUGAUUUGAAUCAUCUAGUCUCUGCUACAAUGUCUGGUGUGACCACUUGCUUGCGUUUUCCUGGGCAACUCAAUUCAGAUUUGCGUAAAUUGGCUGUUAAUAUGGUCCCUUUUCCUCGUCUGCACUUUUUUAUGCCUGGAUUUGCUCCACUAACUUCACGUGGCAGUCAACAAUACAGGGCACUUACAGUUCCAGAACUGGUACUUCAAAUGUUUGAUGCCAAAAAUAUGAUGGCUGCUUGUGAUCCUCGGCAUGGAAGAUAUUUAACCGUGGCGGCUAUUUUUAGAGGACGAAUGUCAAUGAAAGAAGUCGAUGAACAGAUGUUGAAUAUUCAAAACAAAAAUAGUAGUUACUUCGUCGAAUGGAUUCCUAAUAAUGUCAAAACGGCAGUAUGUGACAUUCCGCCUAGAGGUUUGAAAAUGUCUUCCACUUUCAUUGGAAAUUCUACUUGUAUUCAAGAAUUAUUCAAAAGAAUUUCCGAACAAUUUACUGCUAUGUUCAGAAGGAAAGCUUUUUUACAUUGGUAUACUGGAGAAGGAAUGGAUGAAAUGGAAUUUACAGAAGCUGAAAGCAACAUGAAUGAUUUAGUAUCAGAGUAUCAGCAAUACCAAGAAGCCACAGCUGAAGAAGAAGGUGAAUUUGAUGAGGAGGAAGAAGCAGAUGAGGGUGAAUGAAUGACAAGUGAAGUUUAGAAAAAUUUUAAAUUUUUUUGCAAAAUACCCAGUAUUUGUUCGGUUGUGUGAUUUUAAAACGUGAAUUUUCUCUUCAUUGGCAAUAUUUGGCAAUAAAAAUGAUUUUAUUUAUACAUUUGAAAAAGCACGUUUGGCCUUUCUAAUAUAUUGUUCAUUUUAUUGUAUAUUGAAAUGUGAAUAAACAUUUGGUUUUUAA
This is a messenger RNA of Harmonia axyridis, 1650 nucleotides long. RefSeq names its product tubulin beta chain. Gene Ontology annotation, molecular function: GTPase activity; GTP binding; structural constituent of cytoskeleton. The coding region runs from base 96 to 1436 and encodes 446 amino acids. The transcript is spliced from 2 exons. Gene Ontology annotation, biological process: mitotic cell cycle; microtubule cytoskeleton organization. Gene Ontology annotation, cellular component: microtubule; cytoplasm. Lineage: Eukaryota; Metazoa; Arthropoda; Insecta; Coleoptera; Coccinellidae. The record is from RefSeq and is a predicted model, not a curated record.